Messenger RNA from Dermacentor albipictus, 3080 nucleotides. Its product is annotated as manganese-dependent ADP-ribose/CDP-alcohol diphosphatase-like. Lineage: Eukaryota; Metazoa; Arthropoda; Arachnida; Ixodida; Ixodidae. Gene Ontology annotation, molecular function: ADP-ribose diphosphatase activity; 2',3'-cyclic-nucleotide 2'-phosphodiesterase activity; CDP-glycerol diphosphatase activity. The record is from RefSeq and is a predicted model, not a curated record.
GCCGCAGCAACAAAAAAAGAAUUCGCGCAAGCCCUUCGUCACGCAAGCUCAUCGAGGCUGAGGGCCUACAUUCUACGCUUCCUUGGACUCCUGCCGUCAGUCCAGAGUGUAAGAUUCACGAUGAGCAACGCUGGUGCAUCAAGUGAGAAGCCUCUCCUGACCUUUGGCGUCUUGACUGACGUCCAGUAUGCAGACUGCGAUGACAAGCCAGCAGGCUAUGAUCCGUCACUUAUACGCUACUACAGGAAUGCCCUGAACCAGGUGGAGCGCGCGUAUGCCCACUGGAGCCGCGUGCCGGGCUUGAGCCUGGUGCUUCAGCUGGGGGACCUGAUAGACUACCACAAUGCGGGCUGCGGGCGUGGCUUGGACCGUGUCCUGGCCACCCUGGCCAACGACGGGUCGCUACCCACCUACCACACGCUGGGCAACCACGAGCUCUACAACUGCACCCGGCGCGACCUGGUGCGACGCUACGUUUGCCCACGCCUGCUGCCCAACUGGACGCCUCCGGCCACGGACGACCCGGUCUUUUACUACAGCUUCAGCCCCGUGCCAGGUGUGAAGCUGAUUUCCCUGGACUGCUUUGAGGAGAGUGUACUGGGCCGUGAUCCGUCGGAGCCGCGAUGGCAGCAGGCAGCGGAGCUGCUGAGCAGGGUUCAUGGCACGUCGGACCCGCAGGCGUGGGAGUGGCCGGAUGCACUGGUGGGACUGGACAAGAGGUUCGUCGACUCCAACGGAGCACUGAGCGAGGCACAAUUGCAAUGGCUCACUGCGGAGUUGACGGAGUCGGACGCUGCAGGCGACGUGGUCAUUGUCUUUGGCCAUCUGGCCAUCUCGCCCGCAAGUGCCAAUGCCGACUGCCUCCUCUGGAACUACAGGGAUGUGAUGGACCUGUUUGAGGCGCACCCGUGUGUAGCUCUCUACCUGUGCGGGCACACCCACCGCUGCGGCUACGCCACGGAUGCCCACGGCACCCACUACAUGGCGCUGGCGGGGAUCAUAGAGACCGAACCCGAAAGUGUAGCUUUCUCAACGGUCUCCGUCUUUUCCGACCGGAUAGAAGUCGUUGGCUCCGGUCGUGAAGAAAGCCGAACCCUCGCAAUCCGUUCCCCCCAACCUGCGGCUGAGGUCAAUGCAGACGAAGAACUUCUGGCUGCGCCUGCUGUUGCGUCUCCACUCGCUGUUCGUGUCGCAGUGUGAAGUCUGUGUGCCUCUCUGCAGAGCUGCUGGCUUGCGCACUUGUAUAUUGGAUCGGCUUGGCUUGCUGCGAGGGGACUCGCAAGAAAUCAUAUGGUUGAGGAAGAGUGAGGCAGGGCUUUCAUUAACUAGCAACCAUGCUCUUUGUGCAAGACUUUCACCUGUAGUGUUUAAGGGAGCUGGUGCUAGCUUCACCUUCCUCUUCCUAGUACAAAAAUUUUCUUGUGUCUUGGCUGCACAGUUUUUGUGCAUGUUUCAUUUUUCUAAUAGCCAAGUAACCAAGCAUACUUAUCCCCCUUACAGCCAGUACUGUAUCUUGCUGGAAGGAUAAGUGCUAUUUCCUUAUGUGCAUUUUAGCCAAUUCGGUUCAUUAUCGUUUAUCACCUUCUGCCCAUUUUUCUUAUUUUUUAGUUUUCCUCCCAAGAAAACAUACCCUGAGCAUCCGUGUAAUCGUAAGGUUCUAAAUGAUGCAAGGCAGGGGCAAUAUUCUCUCUGUGUUUAUGCUUAUAACUAGUUAGGAGCAUUCUGUAGAGAGUUCACACAUAAACUUGCUGUGCACGUUCACAUUCAUUAUUGAUUGAAUGAUAUAUGUUGCACAUCCCUAUGCCGCUACUUGCAAGCCUGUAUGUUUUCAAGAAAUCAAAAUCAACACUGUCGUUGAUGGGUCACUUCAGUACUACAAUCGAUCGAUUCAACAUUCCUUGACUUCUCUCAGCCCACUGUUUAAAUUGUCGUAGUAUUACCAUCACAGUUCUGGGAUGUUUAGCAUAAAAGAUGUUCAUUGUAAAGACCUUAGAACUGGGGAUGUAUGACAUAUAUUUGUGAGAAAUAUUUCUUGCCCUUAAGUACAUUCUGGUAUGUUUUCUUCUUACUUGUUUGUUUAACCCGGUUGUGUUAGCUCGAAAUUGCUUCUGUAGUACUAAUCGUGGACUAUCUUGCCAUAUUUUUUAAAUAACUUCAUCAUAAUAGCACAGUUCCUCAUUUUAGUUUUUCAGUAUAGACUAUAUUAGAUUUUUCACGGGUGCUAACUUGCUCCUAAUUAGCUGUGCAUGGCAUCUUUUGACAUCACCUUCAAAGAACAGGAAUUUACGAGCGUGUCUGACUCGUUUGUGCAUGAAUGUUUGAAAUAUGUGCCAAUAAGUUCGAAAGUUCCUGGAGUGCACUGACAUUUGCCAAAACAACACGUGCACAUAGCGCAACCAAAUAUAUUUAUGCAUGGUGUGCGGCGUUUUUCUAUGUACAUGUUGUGAGGUACCUUCUGUUUUUUGUGUGUUGGAAGUUUUUGUACGCACUGCCCAUGUUUUACCUGGGCGUGUGAUGGUUUUGGGAAACAGCAGAGCCUCAUUGAAGGGUUACCUUGCAGGAAGAGAAAACGGAUUAGUAUGGUGGGCCUUUAUACCUAUCGCAUGAUGUGCGAGGGCAGGCAGCAACUUGUAUUUGGUAUGUUUGGUAGAGGUAUUGCUUUACAUUGUCUCUGUUUUUGGAGGCAAGGGAGCAAAUGUGUGUUUUAUACAGGCACUAUUGCCAUUUUUUCGCAAGCACUAAUGCCACUUCCUUACUCGGUUAUUUGUGUGUUUAUAGGGAAGGUUUGUGUUAGUCAUUUACUUGGUAUCUUGGCAUCAAAACGUUGCACACAAACAUGCGCUGUGUAAUUAUAGGAUAGGAUGUUCACUUUACACAAGCUGCCUUGCAUUAAUGCAUGGCAGUGCGUGGCCUUCUUAUUUAUUGCAUUGUUAAGCUUCAUCUUUAAAUGUGUUUCUUUCAAUGUCAAUUUCUCUUGAAUUUUUUUUUGUCCUGUGUAAUAUGAGGAGCACGAAUCUCGGCACCAACAGUUUAGCAGUGUUUCUUCUGGCUUUAAUUUAAUAAAGUUCAUACAAAUGCUG